Salvelinus fontinalis (brook trout) is the source of this 3151-nucleotide messenger RNA. Its product is annotated as transcription elongation factor A protein 2-like. Gene Ontology annotation, molecular function: zinc ion binding; nucleic acid binding. The record is from RefSeq and is a predicted model, not a curated record. Gene Ontology annotation, biological process: transcription elongation by RNA polymerase II; DNA-templated transcription. Gene Ontology annotation, cellular component: nucleus. NCBI's taxonomy places the organism in Eukaryota, Metazoa, Chordata, Actinopteri, Salmoniformes, Salmonidae. The transcript has 10 exons. Bases 888 to 1820 code for a protein of 310 amino acids.
AAAUUCUUACAUCUUAAGACACAACCUAGAUUCGAGCCAAUAUCAUAAGUAGUUAAACAUUUUAUUACUCAGACCUCGUAAAAGUAACAAACUGACACGUUUUUAUGUUCGUGAAAAAAAACGACUUUAUAUCGAAGGAGUGCCUUUUGAUUUGACGGCUUGCACAUGCGCAGUUAGACGCGAGACGACAGACCCGACGAAGUGUUUAGCUAGCCAACGUCACAAUGACGUCAUCUACAAGCGUGAUCGGGGAUUUUUUUUUUAUUGGAGAUUCAGUUUGUCUAUCUUCAUACUACUUAACUAUCUUCAUACUACUUAACUAUCUUCAUACUACUUAAGUUACUGUCUUUGGGGAAAAAAACACUCUAGACGUUUCUUUUUAAACCUACUAUUUUAACUUUAGCCCGCCGCAAGUCAAUCCAAAAAGAGUGGAAACAGCGACGCCCAGUGGCUGAUGAAAGAAAUGUGUUAUUUACCGAGGUCAGGGAGGUGAGUUCAACAGAGAGGUAGAUGAGUAGAAAACUGAUUACAGAUUCAUGCUGUUUAUUUUUUUUUUUAAAUCACAACUAUCCAACUAAUAGAACGUGACUCUAGAGAUGUUUGCACACGUUUGGACCGCAUUUGGUGAGGUAAUGGUUGGAUGAAAUAUUCGAGAAAUGAACAAGCGUCAAAACAGCAGAUUUUCUGUAGUCCACAAACUACAAAUACCAACCUCUCUCUCGCCUUUAACAGAAAAGCAAAGCCACACUUGCGCGGUAGGGGGAAACAAGUGGAUGCGUUCGGGACAGUAGGGGAAGGGAAGGAGACGAGGUUUUUCAACAUAAAUGGAGGUUCAUCCGUAGCGGGAGAGAAGAGCAGCUGCAAAAAAUAAAAAAAAUACAAGCAAAAUGGCGAAAGAGCAAGAGGUCGAACGCAUUGCUAAAACGCUGGACAAAAUGGUGCACAAGAAAAACACGGAUGGUGCCAUAUAUCUGCUGAGGGAACUGAAGAGCAUGACGAUGUCUCUGGAGACUCUACAGUCCACCAGGAUCGGCAUGUCAGUGAACGCUGUGAGGAAGCAGAGUUCAGAGGAAGAGGUCCAGACUUUGGCCAAAUCACUCAUCAAGUCCUGGAAGAAACUACUGGAUGGUGCUGAGGGGAAGGCUGCGGAGGAGAAGAGGAGGGAGGCCUCUCCUCUGAGGUCCUCAACGUCCAAGGACAGUCCUGGAUCCAGCGACCAGAGCAAGAAACUGCCUGAGCCCCCUACGACCCCUACGACCCCCACCGCCCCUACGACCCCCACCACUCCAAAGUUCACCACCUUCCCCCCCGCCCCCGUCACCACUGACAGCGUACGCACCAAGUGCCGAGAGCUGCUGGUGGCUGCCCUGCAGACCGACGAUGACCACAAGACCAUUGGCGCAGACACGGAGAACUUGGCUGCUCAGAUUGAGGACUGUAUCUACCAGGAGUUUAAGUCUACAGACCAGAAGUACAAGUCCAGACUGAGGAGCCGUAUCUCCAACCUGAAGGACCAGAAGAACCCAGACCUCCGACGCAACGUCCUCGCUGGGAACAUCUCUGCUGACCGCAUCGCUAACAUGGCCGCUGAGGAGAUGGCGAGCGCGGAGCUGAAAGAGAUGAGGAAGGCUUUGACCAAGGACGCCAUCAGAGAGCACCAGCUGUCUAAAGUGGGCGGGACCGAGACGGACAUGUUUCAAUGUGGCAAAUGCAGGGGCAAGAACUGCACCUACACACAGGUGCAGACGCGCAGUGCAGAUGAACCCAUGACGACCUUCGUACUGUGCAACGGCUGUGGCAACCGCUGGAAGUUCUGUUGAGGAGAAGAUAUUCUGGACUGCUAGUAGAAGAUCUGGCCUGGAUGGAGAAGGAAACCUGGACCUAAUUUUGUUACAACUGUAGACAGUUUUUUUGUUGCUUUGUUUUGAUAUGUUGUUUUUUUUUUACAUUUAACUCAUAAAUCUGUAGAAAAUAUUUUGUCAUUUUGAUUAAUAUCUUUUUUUAAAUUUGUUUUAAUGACUAUUAAAUCACACUAGCCUUGGUGCCUUUUUUUUGUGUUUCUGCUCGCUGGCCUCAACCUCUUAUGGAAUGUUUUGGUUUGACAACGAGUUUUGGCACGAGCACAAACUGUUCUGGGACCAGGCCGAGGUUAAACACUUUGCUCUUAAAACAACAUUUUGGGUUUUUUGGCUGUUCAUUAGUUGAAGCUAUAUCUUACUAAAAAAAAAAUAUUUGCUUUGGCUUUAGGGAACAUAGGUGUGCCUUUUUCUUUUUUUUCUUCUCUCUCUCUGCCACAAAUGAUCAUUUUACUGUUAGUUUUAUACACUUGCUUUAUAUAGAGUGUUUAUACACUCUUAGCAUUAGUCCCAAAUGGUACCCUAUUCCCUGUAGUGCACUAUAAAGGGAGUAAGGUACCAUUUGGAUACAUACUUGCUGUAUAUAGAACAAGUCGUUGUUUGAUUCACUUAUUCUGAAUCUACAGUCUUACAUGUACAGUACCAGUCAAAACUCUGUAAAUAACACAUGGAAUCAUGUAGUAACCAAAAAAGUGUUAAAUAGAUUUGUAGAUUCUUCCAAGUAGCCACCCUUUGCCUUGAUGACAGCUUUUGCACUCUUGGCAUUCUCUCAACCAGCUUCAUGAGGUAGACACCUGGAAUGCAUUUCAAUUAACAGGUGUGCCUUGUUAAUUUGUGUAAAAAACUUGAAUGAGUAUGAGUGUUUAAACGGUUGACUGGUACUGUAUAUAUAUAUAUAUACACACACAGGUUCUUAGAGUUAUGUUUUGGUUCUUCCGUAAACAAAUGAGAGAAACCGGAGGAUCUGCUAGAAGAUGUAGAAUGAGAAAAGGAUGAAGGAGGACUGUUUCUCUAUUUCCUACUCUGCUUGAAAGUUACUAAAAGGUUAGCGGGGAUUGGAGAAGUAGCCUGAUAUCCAAAUCGAGUUUGCUACUUUUUCUCCUUUUUUGUUUAUAAAAAUUAUAAAAUGUAGUUCAGACUACUGGAGUAACAGAACCUCCUGACAAACUAUCGACUGGUUUGAAAAGUUUUGUCAUGCAAGUGAUUUAUUUUGUAUUGUUAACAUUUGUCCUCCCGAUGGGAACUUGUGUCAAUUGAAUUAAAAACGGAUGUAAGGAGUGUGGAAAGAGACUGGG